This is a messenger RNA of Cricetulus griseus (Chinese hamster), 1903 nucleotides long. NCBI's taxonomy places the organism in Eukaryota, Metazoa, Chordata, Mammalia, Rodentia, Cricetidae. The record is from RefSeq and is a predicted model, not a curated record.
CUUAAGAUUUCUGCAGUUCUGUUACCAGGAGUCCUCUGAGCCCCGGGAAGCUCUGGUGCAGCUUUGGGAACUUUGCCAUCAGUGGCUGAAGCCAGAGACCCACAGUUAGGAGCAGAUCCUGAGCAUCCUGCUGGAAGAACUCCAAGCCUGGGUACAGAUGUAUCAUCUGCAGAGUGGUGACAGGGCUGCGACAUUGCUGGAGAAUCUAGCCUCAGAACAUGGAGACACAGGGCAGCAGGCCACUUUCUAUGCUCAGGAACAGGACAUGCACCUAGUGAUGACAGAGUAUCAAGGAGCUUCUUUGGAGAUUCAGAGCCUCCAGUUCCUCCAGGCUUUUGAGAUCCUAAAGCCUACCCCCAAACAGGACACUUCUGAAGAAAUGGUACGAGAUGGGAAGAACUCAAGAAUACCCAACAGGAGGGGCCACCCACCCCAAGACUCCUGGGCCAGGAUGCACAUUACAUCCUUGCAGUAUGCAGCUGGAGACAUUACUCAGAAAGGAAAGGAAAGGGACAAAUCUCGAAUGAGCGAGCUGCUUCAAGGUCUCACAUUUUCUGAUGACUCAGAGGCCGAAGAAGACAGUGAGCCUGAGGGGCAGCCUCAGAGAAAGAAGCGAAAGGUGCCCAGUGUCCCCGAGAAGAGUUGGACUAAAAGAGACAUUAAGCCCAACUUUCCAACCUGGUCAGCACUGGAUUCUGGACUUUUGAAUCUCAAGAGUGAGAAGUUGAACCCAGUAGAGCUCUUUGAAUUAUUUUUUGAUGAUGAAACAUUCAACUUGAUUGUCAAUGAAACCAAUAAUUACUCUUCUCAGAAAAAUUUCAGCUUGGAGGUCACAGUGCAGGAGAUGCUGUGUGUGUUUGGUGUCCUGCUCUGGAGUGGAUUAGUAAGGCAUCCCAGGAAGGGAAUGUAUUGGGAAAUCUCUGAUUGUGAUCAGACCCUGGUUAGAAACGCAAUUAAAAGAGACAAAUUUGAGUUGAUUUUCUCUUACCUGCACUUUGCUGAUAAUAGCCACCUAGAUCAAAAAGAUAAGUUUUCAAAAUUGAGGCCUCUAAUAAAGCAAAUGAAUAAAAAUUUCCUCUUGCAUGCCCCCCCAGAAGAAUACUAUUGUUUUGACAAGUCAAUGUGUGAAUGUUUCGAUAGUGACCAAUUUCUGAAUGGAAAGCCUCUUAGAAUUGGCUAUAAAGUUUGGUGUGGUACAACCACACAAGAUUAUCUAGGUUGGUUUGAGCCACACCAAGAAGACUCAACUGUGGAAACAGAUAAGGAGCUGGACCUUGGGCUGGGUGGCAAUCUAAUAAUGAGUUUUGUGGAUGUUCUUUUGCAGAAAGGUCAUUAUCCCUAUCACCUGUGUUUUCAUAGCUUCUUUACAAGCAUUAAAUUGAUGUCAGCUUUGAAGAAGAAGGGAGUGAAGGCUACAGGAUCAAUUCAUGAAAGCAGGAUGGAAAAAUGUCCGCUUAUGAAUGUAGAACAUAUGAAAAAGAUGAACAGGAGGUAUUUUGAUUUCAGGGUGGAAGAAAAUGAUGAGAUAAUUUUAUGCCAUUGGCUUAGUGAUGGCUUUAUUAGUCUGUGCUCAAAUGCUGUAGGCAUGGAACCUACAUGUGAAGUAAAGUCAGUGAAGAACUAUAUUGCUGAUAAUGAGUUCCUUCAAGUCAGCCAACCAUUCAUAGUGAAAUUGGAUGAGGAAUUUGGGAAAGGUAUAGCUAAAAUGAAUCAAGUUAUUUCCAAAUAUAGGGUGGGAUUAAGACCUAAGAAAUGGUACUCAGCUUUGAUUAGUUACAUGAUCUAUGUAGCCAUGAGCAAUGUAUGGCAGCUGCGCAGAAUCUGUAACCCUGGCUCUCCUUUAGAUCUCUUGAGAUGCGUUGCAUAGUUUUACUUGGGACAUAAUGUUAAUCUGUUUGAAUAG